Molecule: messenger RNA, 1990 nt
Organism: Capsaspora owczarzaki ATCC 30864
Lineage: Eukaryota; Filasterea; Ministeriida; Capsasporidae
Exons: 17
Coding region: 1-1857 (618 amino acids)
Biological process (GO): nucleocytoplasmic transport; regulation of DNA-templated transcription; activation of GTPase activity
Cellular component (GO): perinuclear region of cytoplasm; cytosol; nucleus
Molecular function (GO): GTPase activator activity; small GTPase binding
Source: RefSeq, a predicted model, not a curated record
AUGCUGGUGGACAAUAGCCAGUUGGCCGAGAGACUGCGCAAGCUGCACGACAAAAUCAAGAAUACGAGUGGAGAGCUCAGUGCGAGCUGGAUUGGCGAUGCCGAAGCGCAGGCGAUUGCUGAAACACUCAAAGAGAACAAGACAGUGACUACGAUCUAUUUUGAAAAUCGGAUGGGCGAUGCCGGAGCGCAGGCGAUUGCUGAAGUACUCAAAGUGAACAAGACGCUGACUGCGCUCUAUCUGGACCGGAAUCAGAUUGGCGAUGCUGGAGCGCAAGCGAUUGCUGAGGCACUCACAGUGAACAAGACGCUGACUACGCUCUAUCUGGACUGGAAUCAGAUUGGCGAUGCCGGAGCGCAGGCGAUUGCUGAGGCACUCAAAGAGAACAAGACGCUGACUCUGCUCAGUUUGAGUGAAAAUCGGAUUGGCGAUGAUGGUGCAUGGGCGAUUGCUGAAGUACUCAAAGUGAACACGACGUUGAAGAAGCUCCAUCUGAACCGGAAUCAGAUUGGCGAUGCUGGUGCGCAAGCGAUUGCUGAGGCGCUCAACGUGAACACCACGCUUUCUAUGAUUGGUCUGGACGGCAAUCGCUUUUCUCUAUCCGGUGUCCUGAUCUUGAAGGCAGUCUGCAAGAAAAGAUGGCUACAUUUGGAGGACGUUUUACAACAGAGUAUGACUCCGAGGCAGCUCGGGUUGUAUGACCACGUCAAGAACGGGAAUGGGGCGGUCGUAUUGAGUGGGAAUCAGAUUGGUAUUGCCGAAGCACUGGCAAUUGCUGAGGCACUCAAAGUCAAUACGACGCUGACUAUGCUCUUUCUGCAGGUCAAUCAGAUUGGCGAUGCUGGAGCGCAGGCGAUUGCUGAAGCACUCAAAGAGAACAAGACGCUCGCUCAGCUCGACUUGCAUAUGAAUCAAAUUGGCGAUGUUGGAGCACAUGCGAUUGCAGAAGCACUCAAAGUGAACACGACGCUGAUUCAGCUCCUUCUGGACGGCAAUUCCAUUUCUCAUUCCGGUGUCACGGCCUUGAAGGCAGCCUGCAAGGCAAAUUGUCAGCUUUCGAUUCAAAGCCAGCUCGAGUCUCAUGAUCAAGUGAAUGGCACGACGACUGGAUCGUUUGGCAUGCAUAAGAGUCAUUCUUCGACCGCCGAAGCAGAAGAGUCUUCUGCUGAAGAAUCCAAAAUGGACACCACGGUGCCUGAGCCCAGCCUGCAACAGAGUCAGCGCGGUCACGUUGAAUCUCAGGGGAUCGCAGCCGCACCCGAGGAAAACAUGCAGCGCUUUGUCGAGUUUGUACGCGUGUACUUUGCGUCGCGGUCCAACAUUUACCUUCGGUUCCUCGCCUUGAUGGACGAGUACAAGCGCGCAAUAAUAAACAAAGAGGCGCUGAUUCUCGAAGUCUCCAACUUGUUUCAAGCCUAUCCGCACGUUCUCGGCCACUUUUUUCAAAGCCUGGAACUCGAGGCUUCAGCCCAGAUUGCUCCCGGCCUGUCAAGUGCCUUGGACCACGCCACAAUCGAGCAAGUGUAUCACCCGAUGGCCGCAUGGUUUGAAAGCAUCAAAAAGGAAGACAACUAUCAUGACGUUGUACGCGCCAUUCGUUCACACCUGUACAACCGGUUUGCCCCGGGCACGUAUUUUAUGGUCCCGCUUCCGGCGGAUUCCAAUGCGAGCAUGCAGUCGGAAUCGCUCAAGCAAGAAAAUGAUCGAUCACCAUCACCGCCACAAGAACAACAACAACAACCAGAAGAUAUCUUUGAAGCUGACUUUGAGGCGCUCGUCACUGCGAUGAAAAACCUUCUCUCUCCGCAGCAGGUCGAAAGAUUCAAGACAGUCAUGAGUACGCCCCAGUUUGAUUGACACACUCGCGUGAAUGGUCGACUAUUUCACUCGAUCAUGUAAAUACUCGCUGUUGCAUCGUGGAACAUUGUACUCCAGCCAAUUUUGUCAGUAUAGUAGUGUAUUACAAAGUAAACAAACAAAUCAACUGUCA